Glossina fuscipes is the source of this 1315-nucleotide messenger RNA. RefSeq lists its product as uncharacterized. The record is from RefSeq and is a predicted model, not a curated record. The transcript has 3 exons. The coding region runs from base 77 to 853 and encodes 258 amino acids. NCBI's taxonomy places the organism in Eukaryota, Metazoa, Arthropoda, Insecta, Diptera, Glossinidae.
UCGAAUAUUGUCAGUUUUUCUUGUUGUUGUUAUAAUUGAAAAACAAAACAAAAAUAAUUUGUACCUCUGCAGUGUAAUGGUUUUAAUUAUUUGCAUUAGCGAUUACUGUGGACGGAAAACGUAUUCCCAAAUUUCUGCGGACUCAAGCGAUAAAGCCGAUAUUGUAUACAAAUAUGAAACACUGGGAAUAUGUCAGUCUUAUUCGAUGACUAAAGAGAAUGAUUCGAUGAACAGUUGUUUCAGUCAGCGACGCCUAGUGAGACGCUUUAAAACCGAAGUGGACGGCGUUAAGUAUUUUUAUUUGCAUAAGGAAUUAGUACAAUUUACAGAAUAUCGAAAGAUAUUAUAUACUCAUUUAGCUACGAAUGGAGUUCAGCUGCUUUAUUUACAAAUUGCACAGCCAUCAAAGCAAAUUAUUGAUUGGAAAUGGAACGCGAUGUUAACUCGAAAAUUGUACGAAAAAGUUGAAACCGAUUACUUAAUGUCCUGGCUGUCAACAUUGGGUGGUGGAUUUUCAGCUUUGGGUGAACAAUUCUCUAGAUGUGCUGAGGUAGCGGGAAAAAUCUCAAUGAGACAACUCUACAUUGGUAUACAUUUAGGAGAUCCUUUCUUGCAAGCACGUUGUAAACUCUAUUACAGCGUAUCUCUAUUGCAAAUAGGAAAGCUAAGGUCCGCCAAGUACAUAAUCAGGAAACAGUAUCAUUUUGCUGUAUUCCAUAAGGACGUUGAUGGACGUUUGCUAAAAAUGUGCAAGGGCAUCUGGCAGCGACUGCAAUAUGAAUACGGUUUAAAACUUAAAAAGAAACGCCAACGAGAAAGUCUACUUAGAGACGAGGGCGCCGGUGACAAGUGAAAAAAAUUCCUCGACGACUAAAUUUAGAUUCAUAUAUCUUACUUUGACAAAAAAAAAAAAGAAAAGAAAAUCAUCACUCUUUAUAGUUGGGUUAUAUAUUUGAAAUCAAGAUAAUAAAAAAAAGGAAAAACAUUUCGUUAAUAUUGUCAAACAAAAAGGGGAAGAAUACAUAAUUUUGUUUUCUUGGUUGCUAGGUUCACUAGUCCAAAUCUUUAAGGAUAUUGCGUCCUUUGCAUGUGCACGUUCUUUUAUUCCUUUAGCGAUAUUUUAAAUUAUUUAUGUUUUACAGCGAAUGCAUAACGUUACACGUAUACGUAUGAAUGUAUAAAUGUACAUACGUACAACCAAGGCGUGCACACGAAAAUUUUAUGGGUUACAAACUAAAGUGAAUGAUUUCCAUAAGUUUGUUAAUUACAUUAAUUACAAAAAGAAAAACAAAAAAAAAAAAAAAAAAAAAAAAAA